UCCCUCUCCCCCCCCCCUCGCUCGCUCGCUCGCUCGCUGUACUGUCUCCCCACGCCCUCGUGGUCGUACACCAAACCCGACCAACCCGUGCGGACCGGCGGAGAAGCUUCGCGAGGUCGAUGCGCGCUACCUAGGGUUAGGGUUUUUCCGCUCCUCCUCACCCAUGGACGCGGGCCCCGUCGCCGAGAUGCUCUCCCCCGGCGAGGCCGACUGGCCCCCGGAGCUGCGCCUCCCGCCGCCGCCUCCCAUGCCCGACCCCGCGCCUCCCAACCGCCCCGCGCCUCCCGCGCCGUCUCCAGCGCCCCGCGUCACCGCCUGGCUGCAGGCCCCCGCCGCGUCGCCGCCCAAGGCGGAGCCGUCCUUCGACGACUCCCACUUCCUCGGGUCGAUGAUGGACGCCGCCGCGGCCCCGCUCAACCAGCAACCGCCACCGCCACCGCCGCAACCCGCCGCGCCCGCGGAGCCGGUGGUCGUGAAGCGGAAGCGAGGGAGGCCGCGGAAGGUCAGGGACGGAGACGCUGCGGCCGCGCCCGCGCCGCCCAAGCCGGUGGUGAAGAAGGCCGACGAGGAGGUGGUGUGCUUCAUCUGCUUCGACGGGGGCAGCCUCGUCGUCUGCGACCGGAGGGGCUGCUCCAAGGUCUACCAUCCUGCCUGCAUCAAGCGCGACGAGUCCUUCUUCCGCCUGCGCGGCAAGUGGAACUGCGGCUGGCACAUUUGCAGCAGCUGCGAAAAGGCGGUACAGUUCAUGUGCUAUACCUGUACUUACUCCCUCUGCAAAGGAUGCGUCAAUGAGGGCAAAUACUUUGGUGUUAGAGGCAACAAGGGCUUCUGUGACACUUGCUAUGCCACUAUAUUGCUGAUAGAAUCCAAAGACGAAGAUGCUACAAAGGUUAAAGUUGAUUUUGAUGAUAAAAAUAGUUGGGAAUAUCUAUUCAAGUUAUAUUGGCUGGAGCUGAAAGGGAAGCAUUUAUUAACAUUGGAAGAACUAAUCAGUGCCAAAAGCAGUUGGACUGUUCCAAGCAUUUCCGCUAGAAGAGUAAAAGACGAAUCAUCUGGUGAACAAUAUGAUGCGAACUAUGAUCAUGAUGCCAGUUCUGAUAGUGCUUCAAGGAAACGUACACGGGGUGCUUCUGUAAGGACAAGGGGACGGAAGCGUCAAAGCCAUGGUGUGGUUACUGCAAGGAAAUGUGAAAUUUCAGUUAAAGGUUCUGAAAGCUUAACCAAGGUGGUGCCAGUUGAAGGGAUGGACUUAUCGGGUGACUCCAAAUGGGCCUCAUCGGAGCUGCUGGAAUUUGUUGGGCACAUGAGAAAUGGUGAUAAGUCUCGGAUUUCCCAAUUUGAUGUUCAGGUUCUUUUGCUCGAGUAUAUAAAGCAAAGUAACCUUCGUGACUCUCGCAGAAAAAGUCAAAUUAUUUGUGAUGAAAGGCUUAGCAGUCUUUUUAGGAAACCAUGUGUUGGUCAUUUUGAGAUGUUGAAGCUUUUGGACAUGCAUUUUCAUGUGAAAGAGACUCCAACAGUAAAUGAUGAUAGCCAAAGACCCCGUGAUCCAGAUUCAGCUCAUGUAGAUAGCGGAGGAUACAGUGAGAUGGCAACUAAACUAAGCUCUGAUAAGAGGAGGAAGACUAAUAAGAAGCUUGAAAGAGAUCCACCAGCUAAUGUAGAGGAUUAUGCAGCCAUUGAUGUGCAUAAUAUCAAUUUAAUUUACUUGCGGCGCAGCUUGAUGGAGGAGAUUAUUGAUGAUGUUGCUUCAUUCUCUGAGAAAAUUACCGGUGCUUUUGUGAGGAUAAGGAUUUCAGGUGCCGGUCAAAAGCAAGAUAUGUAUCGUCUAGUCAAAGUAGUUGGUACACAUAAAGUUUCUGAACGGUAUAGUGUUGGUAAGAAGAUGACAGACCGUGCACUUGAGAUAUCAAAUUUAGACAAGAAGGAGGUUAUUACUAUGGAUACAAUCUCAAAUCAGGAUUUUACUGAGGAGGAAUGCAAACGCUUACGCCAAAGUAUGAAGUAUGGUCUAAUUCCUCGACUUAAAGUGGGAGACAUCUGUGAGAAAGCUAAAAUGUUCCAAUCUCUGCAAAUCAAUGAUUGGUUGAAAAAUGAAAAGCAGAGGCUGAGUCAUCUCCGUGACCGUGCUAGUGAAACUGGACGCAGGAAAGAACUCAGAGAGUGUGUAGAGAAGUUGCAACUUCUAAACACUCCUGAAGAAAGAGAACGCAGGAUUAAUGAAAUUCCAGAAGUACAUGUUGACCCCCAUAUGGAUCCUAAUUAUGAAUCUGCUGAAGAAUGGAAUGACAAAACUACUGUUGAUUGGACUAUAAAUAGGAAUGGAUCCGAUCUUCAUUUUCCUGGAAGAAAAGGAGCAGAAUCGAACUCUGUGCAGUUCCCACCACAGAAAUGUUCCGAUGCUAGUCGUCAGACUAGUUUGAAUCCACCUACAGAGGGUAUAACACAUAAACCAGGAGUAGGAAGUAACUUGAACUUGCAAUCAGCAAAUGGAUGGAAUAUUUCUCGGCCUCGCAUUGAUUUAAACAACACGGCGGGUGAAGCUGCAUCAGUUUCAUCAUCUGGAGUUGUAUCAAGUGAUGUGGAGCCAGAAAAAGUAUGGCACUACAAGGACCCUUCUGGAAAUGUUCAAGGUCCGUUUACUCUUUCACAGCUUUCCAAGUGGACUACUUAUUUCCCAGGUGACAUGAAAAUAUGGCUCACAUUUGAGAGUGAAGAGAACUCACUGUUGCUGACUGAAGUGCUCUCAAAACAGCAGAAAGAUUCCACUCAACCUACGCCAGUCGUUAACAGUAAUAAAUCCACAUGGGCUGGCCCUGGGAAAGAUAGUAGUAACUCAAGUAUGGCUGAAAACAUCACUUCUCCUGUUGGUUAUAACGUUGUCUACUCUUCUGGAUUGCCUAGCCAGUCUGCUGACCUUUAUCAUGGAAGAGAAAAUCCGAAGUUUCUGGGUGAAGCUUUGCCAGCGAGAACAGACUUUGGACCUCUGAAGAACUAUUCAUGCACCAUUCCAUCUUCUGAUGGUUCAUAUGGACCACCAGGAUCUCAUGGUGAUGGGGUCCCCCGAGAAAAGAGUGGGGAACACAACAAUCAUCAAGAAACUAGUGGUAUGUGGAGUCCAACCACACCACAGAAGAUUCAUAGCAAUCAUAUUACCAUGAAGCCUGAUCCUGGUGUGUGUACUACCCAGAAGCAAUUGCAAAAUGAUUCAAAAGGUAAUUCACUAUCAGGAUUUGUGGAAAACUUGAAUACACCGAAGGUUUUUGGUUCACAGAAAGUACCAAUUCCUACUCCACCUACUGCUCAUGAUGAAAUUCAAUCUUCAAUUGCUUCAGCAAAUCCUGGGAGCUGUUCUCCAAUGAAUCCUAGUCAGUCGGGGGCUCCAUUUACAUGUACUUCUAGUUCAAGCAAGACCGAGGAGACCAUGAAUCAGCGGAAAACAUGUCCGCCUGAUGCAUUAAACGUGUCUGUUAACCAACUUCCUGGGCCUAAAAUUGAUCCAGUGUUAUCCCCUCACACUCAGGAUCAAUGUCCCAGUCCAACUCCAAAACUUGAGAGGAAGCAGACUUCCAUGAACAAGUCACGGUCAACAUCUGUAGCACCUAAAGAUUCAGCUAUGAAGGCAUCUGACCACUCUUCGAUACCUUUCGUAUCAGAAAUAUCUGGUCCACCUUCUAGUAAAAUAUUUGGCUUGCAAUCACUCAAGGAGACACAAACAUCACGUGUAGAAGAAAAAGAUCUAAAAGAUGGAGGCUCCGUUGCUCAAACAGAGCAACUAAAAGGAGAGGCUGCAUCAGCUAAGAUACAGAACGGAAUUGUUAGUUCUGUCUCUGAUGUUGAAGCAAUUGCUGUGUCUGAUGUGUUGGGAUCUUCAACAGUACAACACCGUGGAACUUAUAAUAUGUAUGGAGCAACACCUUCGGAAAAUAUCAUGCCAGCUUCAGCCGAGGAAGAAAGGCCGCAGUGCUCUAGCCCUAUUGCGCUAUCUCCGUGGGGUGAACCAGGUUACUAUCAAGGUGAAGCUGUUGAUUCUGCUCUGUGGGGUGUUCAAGAUGACCCAAGCAGUGACAUGUGGUCGUUGUCUUCACCAACACCAGCUCUCCAACCUUCAUCAGAUCUUGGAGCUCACGAAAAAGAUACUUCAUGCAUUAUAGAAGCGGUGAUAGUAGCCCAAGGAAAUAGUGCUGUUGUUCAAAUGCCAACAUCAGAGGGGGAGAAGACUGAAAAAGGCAACCCAAGUGCUUCAACAGCUUGUGGAGUGCCGGAGCAGGUAAAACUAAAACAAAAUGCUGCAUGGAGCUCAUCUUUCAAGAGCACGGAAGCUUCAGGCGAGCAGACAUUAGGAUCAUCUUUAGAGGGGAGUAAAGAAGCUUCAGGUAGGCAGCCAUCACACUCAUCUCUGGAGGGGAUGACAAAAGCUUCGGGCAGGCAACCGUCGAGUUCAUUCCUAGAGAGGAUCCUAGAGAGGAGCCCAAAAGCUUCAGGCGGGCAACAAGCAGGCUCAUUCGUAGAAAGGAGCGCAAAAGCUUCAGGCGGGCAACAGGCAGGCUCAUUCGUAGAAAGGAGCACAAAGGCUUCAGGCUGGCAACCGUGGGAUUCAUCUCUAGAUGGAAGUGCUAAAGCUUCAGGUUGGGGUUCACCUCUUGAGGGAAGCACGAAGGCUUCAGGUUGGGGUUCAUCUCUUGAGGGAAGCACAAAAUCUUCAGGUUGGGGUUCAUCUGUAGAGGGAAGCACAAAAGCUUCUGGUUGGCUACGAUCAAGUUCAUCUCCGGAGGGGAGAAAAACUCCAGGCUGGCUUUCAUCAGCUCGUGAGAGCUCAAAGGUGAAUUCCACGAGUGCUAGCCUGAACCGCAACUCUUCUUCAAGUCACCAAACAACAGCACCAACAGUUAAAAGCUCUUCAGAAACACCAAGGAGACAGGGGAACACCAAUUCAAAUUCUUCUGGCUGGGGUGAGGCACCAGGGAACAAGAGCUGGCAUCCAUCUUCUGGUAAUGCUAGUCGAGGCAGCAAGUCGAGUCAGCACCAUGAUAGGUACUCUCAGGGCAAUGAAUCACGGAGGGGUAGCUAUCAGGGCAGCGAAUCACGGAGGGGUACCUAUCAGGGCAGCGAAUCACGACGAGGUAGCUCAAACCACCCUAGGAGGUCUGACCAUCGUCAAGAUCAUGGCAGUGGCGUGUCAUCAAGAUCAUCGUCAAGAGGGCAGCCCCAACGAGGAAUAUGCAAAUAUUAUGAGAGUGGCCAGUGCAGGAAGGGGUCAUCUUGCUAUUACGUUCACCCCCGUUGAUCUUCGUGGUAGGAAACACAUCGUGAAGUUACCACGUCUUACCUCACAUUUUUUGUAUAGCCUGAUAAGUUCACUUCGUAGUCAGCUUAGAAGAGAGCUCUUGGCGCCACUCAGAUGCUAGUAAAUACAUCCGUCGGCACAUGAGUAUGAUUGGAGCAGCAUUUUAAGCUUAAAAAGCCACUGAUGAUGCACUACGUGGAUAUAGAUUCCCCGUUUUGCAGUA
Molecule: messenger RNA, 5507 nt
Organism: Lolium perenne
Lineage: Eukaryota; Viridiplantae; Streptophyta; Magnoliopsida; Poales; Poaceae
Molecular function (GO): DNA binding; protein binding; metal ion binding
Source: RefSeq, a predicted model, not a curated record